GACCAAUCCCAUUGCCACUUCUCAGUCUCUCAAUGCGAAUGCGAGUGCGCGAGACCAACGCGGAGGAAUUUCACACCAUCAUCAUGGAACAUUUCCACGGGCAACCAUGGCAUCAAAAUACUAUAAGUAUUUUCCACGCUGCCACGGAAGGGACACUAUUUCUAAUGCAAGCACAAACACAAGCAAAGACAUCCCAAUUACCUAUCGCAACAAGCCCUCAGCUCAUUCUGUAACGCCUGCUACUGAUCGGAAUUAAGCACGUUUCAAAAUCAGCCAAUCAACAUGACCUCCACCCAUUUUAAGGUCAUCGUCGUCGGAGGUGGCCCCGUCGGUUUGACGGCGGCCCACGCGCUCUGGCGCGCCGGAAUUGACUUUGUCCUCCUCGAGAGCCGUCCCAGCAUUGUCAUCGACGCCGGCUCCAAUCUCGUCCUUCUGCCCAUGGGCCUCCGUCUGCUCGGCCAGCUCGGCCUGCUUGAAGCCCUCAACACCGUCAGCUCGCCCCUUGGCCGGAUCCAGAGAACCGACCACGUCGGCUGUGACAUCGGCGAUGCGAAUUUCUUCGUCCAUUACAAAGAAAAUCAUGGCAUCGCCCCCCGCGUCAUCUCGCGCCUCGACCUCACUCAAGUCCUCUACACCACCCUCCCAUCAGAGGUGCAAUCUUGCCUGCUCCCCGACAAGCGCGUCGCCACCAUCACCACGACCCCCAACUUUACGACUGUCAAUUGCACCGACGGCACUACUCACACAGGAUCCAUCAUCAUCGGUGCCGAUGGCGCCCACAGCCUCGUCCGCCGCCAGAUGCGCGCCCUUGCCCUUCAAUCCGGCUCCCCACCCGACGAGGUCAACCCUGAGCAGCCCUUCCUAACAACCUACCAAGCGAUAUGGGUCCGGUUUCCCACACCAGCUAACCUCACGCCAGGCGACGCACGGGAAACACACGGGGUCGGCGCAGCGGUGCAACUAUUCGCUGGUGAGGAGACGUCCGUCAUCGGAGUUUACGAGCGGCUAGCCUCGCCGACGACAGCGCGGCUGCGGUUCGGCGCGGCUGAGGAGGAGGCCUUUAUCGCGCGGAGGGGGAACCUGCCUAUCUCGGCGGGCUUGACGAUUGGGGAUGCGUACGCUGCGCGCGUCCAGGCGGGAAUGGUCAGCCUGGAGGAGGGCGUGGCGGCUCAUUGGAGCUGGGAUUCGCGUGUCGUCCUGGUGGGCGAUGCGGCGCACAAAUUCACACCCAGUACGGGCGCAGGCUGUAACAACGGCAUGGUGGAUGUUGCGGUUCUGGUCAACCAGCUUCGUAGGUGCACUGAGGCAGGGCUGGGCGCACCCAGCAAGGCGUUGGUUGCCGAGGCACUCGCCGCAUACCAGGAAGGGAGGUACGCAGAGGUGGUCAAGGGGUGCCAAGGCGCGGGACAGGCGACGGCGACGGCGACGUGGAAGAACGCUGUGUUCAAGUUUGUCGACCUGCACAUCUUGGCGAACCACAGGGUGCAGAAGAUGUUUAUGGGUCGGGCCGCGCCGGCGAUUGCUAGGACACCGGUGCUGGAGUUUAUUGAGGGCGUGCCGAUGGCCGGGGGGAAGGUUGCUUGGGCAGAGAAUGGUGUCCAGACGAGAGCUGUUAAGGCGGGAUGAACUGCGACGGAUUCAAGUUGAAUUUUUUUUCCCUGGCUGCGGGUUUAGACUACUAUUUUUUUUCCCUUACAUAGUCAUGUAUUGGCGAUCGUUUCUUUAUUUAUAUUUGUGGUGGCGCGGGCGCAUUAAGACAUUCUGAGGACAGGGCAUAGUAGAGAAAACGGUUCUAGAAUAGAGAGUUAUUAUACUUUCGUAUUAAUUUCUCCUCAAUAUCACUG
Messenger RNA from Lasiosphaeria miniovina, 1844 nucleotides. RefSeq lists its product as uncharacterized. Lineage: Eukaryota; Fungi; Ascomycota; Sordariomycetes; Sordariales; Lasiosphaeriaceae. Gene Ontology annotation, molecular function: FAD binding. The coding region runs from base 283 to 1626 and encodes 447 amino acids. The record is from RefSeq and is a predicted model, not a curated record. The transcript has 2 exons.